AUGUAUCUCCGCCGGGCGGUUUCCAAAACCCUGGCUCUGCCCCUCCGGGGGCCCACGAGCCCCGCGCCAUUCCGAAAGGACGCCUCACUUCGCCAGAUAUCAUCUAACAAAUUUCCUGGCUCAUCUGGAUCAAAUAUGAUAUAUUAUCUGGUUGUAGGUGUCACAGUCAGUGCUGGUGGAUAUUAUACUUACAAGGCAGUCAGAUCAGAACAAACCAAACAUACGGAACACAUGACAAAUUUGAAAGAAAAAAACAAAGCGGAGUUACAUCCACUUCAAGGGAAGGAAAGCAAUUCCUCAGAGUCACAGAAAGCAAAUGCAGAAGUCCCUGAAGGAUCUGUAGCAGAAGCAGAGGUCGUCGGCACUGGAGAGAUUCCAGACUCAACAGAUGUGGUCGUAAAAGAGGAUUCAGCCUGUCCAGAAGGUAUGGACACUGCGCCAGUGGGGAUCGCAGCAGCUGUUACUGAAACUUGGCAAGAGGGCACAGAUGCACCCAUGGAAGAAACCACAGAAGUGGAUGCUGAAACAAACCCAGAGGUUACAAAGGCAGCUCUGUAUGAAGCUGCUGUCAGUAAUGGUGCUAAAGAUGUAACAGAGAAGGAAAGUUCUGAUGAACAUGCUCAACUAGAAGAAAAUGCCACAAUUGAGUUUGAAUCCUCCGCUGAAAAUGUUUUUCAGGAAGAAGAUGAUGUUGGUUCUGAGGCUGCCUCAGCUCAAGGCUAA
This is a messenger RNA of Elephantulus edwardii (Cape elephant shrew), 723 nucleotides long. RefSeq names its product mitochondria-localized glutamic acid-rich protein (gene MGARP). Gene Ontology annotation, cellular component: mitochondrial outer membrane; mitochondrion. The transcript is spliced from 5 exons. The record is from RefSeq and is a predicted model, not a curated record. Bases 1 to 723 code for a protein of 240 amino acids. Gene Ontology annotation, biological process: anterograde axonal transport. Lineage: Eukaryota; Metazoa; Chordata; Mammalia; Macroscelidea; Macroscelididae.